AUGGCCGACAUACCACUGGCUUCCCUGUCUCUGACACAUGUCCACUAUAACCCCGAGGAUCCCCUAUCCUUCGUGUCGGCAUGGCUUGCUCUCCUCCCUCAGGCGCUGUGCGUCUCAUAUGCCACUCUCAUCUGGGCAACCAGAGAGAUGGAAGUGAUUUUGAUGUUCGCUGGACAGCUGGGCUGUGAAGCUUUGAAUUUUGGGCUUAAGCGAAUUAUCAAGGAAGAGCGACCAAAGGAAAUGUUUGGCAAGGGCUAUGGAAUGCCCUCCUCUCAUGCUCAGUUCAUGGCUUUCUUCUCCGUCUACCUCACCUUCUUCCUCCUCUUCCGACACACCCCGGCGUAUGCGACCUCAUACCCCUUCCUGGGAACCAUCCUACGAGCCUUUGUCACCCUCGUCCUUUUGGCUGUCGCAGGUGGUGUUGCUUAUAGCCGUCUCUACUUGAACUACCACACAAUCCGCCAAGUGCUGGCCGGAUCUGGAGCUGGUGUCGCGUGCGCAUUUGCCUGGUUCGUCAUCACUGGCCUUCUUCGUCGAUGGGGUUGGAUUGACUGGGCCGUGGAGCUGACCCUGGCCCGCUUGCUACGUGUUCGUGACCUGGUAGUGAGUGAGGAUCUUGCUGAGUCCGGCUGGCAGCGUUGGGAAGCACUGCGAUCCCAAAGACGCGCCGGUGAACACCGCAAAGAGGAGUAA
Molecule: messenger RNA, 693 nt
Organism: Penicillium angulare
Lineage: Eukaryota; Fungi; Ascomycota; Eurotiomycetes; Eurotiales; Aspergillaceae
Product: phosphatase PAP2 family protein
Exons: 3
Coding region: 1-693 (230 amino acids)
Biological process (GO): lipid biosynthetic process; protein N-linked glycosylation
Cellular component (GO): intracellular membrane-bounded organelle; endoplasmic reticulum membrane
Molecular function (GO): dolichyldiphosphatase activity
Source: RefSeq, a predicted model, not a curated record